This is a messenger RNA of Trichoderma reesei QM6a, 2536 nucleotides long. RefSeq lists its product as uncharacterized. Gene Ontology annotation, cellular component: membrane. Gene Ontology annotation, molecular function: ABC-type oligopeptide transporter activity; ATP binding; ATP hydrolysis activity. The coding region runs from base 80 to 2536 and encodes 818 amino acids. The record is from RefSeq and is a predicted model, not a curated record. Gene Ontology annotation, biological process: transmembrane transport. The transcript has a single exon. Lineage: Eukaryota; Fungi; Ascomycota; Sordariomycetes; Hypocreales; Hypocreaceae.
CACCCCGAACAUCGGCUUUUCCUCUCCGAACGGCUGUCAGCAACUCGAUGCUGCACCGCUGGGCGUCCCCUCGGUAAUCAUGAAUGCCGGGGCGCUGCGACGAGCGCUGCCUCCGAGGCGAGCAGUCGGAGGCUUGCAAGAAUCUGCAGCCUGGAGUCGCGGCUCUCUGUCGCAACUCUCCCCGAAGGCCGAGUCUCGUCUGUGCCAGCCGCAAUUGCUUCGUCCGCGCGCGCUUCCGUCGUUUACGCCUGCUGGAUUCCAUACACUCGCGGGGUCUCUGCGUCUAUCUCCGUAUCAAUAUCAAGCUUCUUCUUCUCAACCGCAAUCGCAUACCGGCUUCGGACUUCGAUCGUCAUCUGGCCAUGGACAUGUACUGCAUCUAGCUCGCCAAUUCUCCGGUACCUCUUCUGCUGCGCGAGAGGUUCAAUCAAAUACUCAGAAUGCGAAUCAACAAGCACUGGAGCCAGCCCGGCAAACAAAGGAUACCAACGAGGAUCAUGGCAGCCAGGAAUUUCAAAAGAGCGAAAGGGCUGCCCAUGCGGCGCAAGUCAACCUCUCUGCUAGACUGUCCAAGGAGGGCAAGCCUCAAGCAAAGGCUGGCCUGAAGGAAAUAUGGAGGCUCAUCUCGAUCGCCAAACCGGAAGCUCGCUGGCUGGGCCUGGCCUUCUUCUUCCUCAUGAUUUCCUCGGGCGUCACCAUGCUGAUACCGUUUUCGGUUGGACGAAUCCUCGACAUCUCGACAAAGGGCGACAUCGAUAACGUGAACAUCUUUGGCCUCACCCUCAAUCAGUUCUUCAUGGCUCUUGGGGGUGUUCUCACGCUUGGCGCCAUGACCACCUUUGGACGAGUAAUUCUGUUGCGCAUCAUUGGAGAGAGAGUCGUUGCCAGAUUGCGGUCCCAGCUUUACAGGAGGACCUACGUUCAGGACGCCGAAUUCUUCGACGCCAAUCGAGUCGGCGACCUCAUAUCGCGACUCGGUUCCGACUCGGUCAUUGUGGGCAAGUCCAUUACUUCCAACCUGAGCGAUGGGCUUCGAGCCAUCUUCAGUGGUGGUGCCGGAUUCGCCAUCAUGAUCUGGACGAGUGCCAAGCUGACCGGCAUCCUGUGUCUCAUGUUCCCGCCCAUUGCCAUCGGAGCCUUCUUCUACGGACGAGCGAUUCGAAAUGUGAGCAGGUCGAUCCAGAAGAAUCUCGGUACCUUGACAAAGAUUGCAGAAGAGCGACUUGGAAACAUCAAGACGAGCCAGGCAUUUGUCGGAGAAAUCCAGGAGGUCAACCGGUACAACAAGCAGGUCCGCAAGAUUUUUGCGCUGGGCAAAAAGGAAUCAUUGAUCGCCGCAACAUUCUUCGCCUCGACCGGCUGGGCGGGUAACAUGACGAUCCUGGCCAUGUUGGUCGUCGGAGGCAAUCUGGUACGAUCCGGAGCCAUGUCCCUAGGAGACUUGACCUCUUUCAUGAUGUACACUGCAUUUGCGGGUUCUAGUCUGUUUGGCCUCUCGGGAUUCUACUCGGAGCUCAUGAAGGGCGUCGGUGCCGCAAGUCGCUUGUUUGAGCUGCAGGACCGGAAGCCUACCAUUCACCAGACCGUCGGCAUCCCCAUCAAGUCCGCCCAGGGCACCAUUCGAUUCAACAAUGUCCAUUUUGCCUACCCGACCCGGCCUGCGGUCAAGAUCUUCAAUGGCCUGGACUUUGAAAUUGCGUCUGGCAGCAACGUCUGCGUCGUCGGUCCGUCAGGAGGCGGCAAAUCGACGGUUGCGUCCCUGCUUCUGCGAUUUUACAACCCUACCUCUGGGUCCAUCACCAUCAACGGAAUCGACAUCUCCACAGUGAACGUCAAGUCGCUGAGACGGCGCAUUGGCGUUGUCUCCCAAGAGCCCGUGCUGUUCUCGGGAACCAUUGCUGAGAACAUUGCCUAUGGCAAACCGCAUGCCAGCCGCGCGGAAAUAAUCUCAGCGGCCAGGAGGGCAAACUGCACCUUUAUCAGCGAUCUGCCAGAUGGCCUGGAGACCCAGGUCGGGGCCCGAGGGUCUCAGCUGUCCGGAGGUCAGAAGCAGCGCAUCGCCAUUGCCAGGGCGCUGCUCAAGGAUCCUGAUAUCCUGAUCCUCGACGAGGCUACUUCGGCCCUGGAUGCAGAGUCGGAGACGCUGGUGAACGAGGCCCUCGCCGGGCUUCUCCGUGGGCACAACACCACCAUCUCCAUUGCGCAUCGACUGUCUACUAUCAAGAGGUCCGAUCAGAUCAUUGUCCUGAACAAGGACGGACAGGUGGCGGAGAUUGGCAGCUACGCCCAGCUUGCUGCCGACAAGGACAGUGCCUUUACUAAGCUGAUGGAGUGGCAGAUGAGUGGAGGCGAGAUCCCGUCCGAGGCACGGCCGUCGAGGGAGUCUACUUCUCACAUUACCGAGUAUGAGGAGAUUGAAGACGAUCUCGCCAGGGACGACGACCAGGAGGGUUUUGUUGAUGAAAGUGGAGAGGCCCUUAGGGAGUCCAAAGAGAAGGCAGCCUCGUCGCCUGCAGACAAACCAACGAGCCCUUGA